UAGGAUGAGGGAUAUUUCCCGGAAGUACCUGCUUUUAUCUUUAUUUGAUCUCUUAACUAGAAGUUCACUCACAUCCUCCACACAAAACACUUAAACCAAUUGGCUAGACAACAACGUGGAAAGUAGGAUAGGGUACCAGGACUCGAGUGAAAAUACGACCUUGAUUGACACUAUACAACAAUGCCAUUUUAGGUUAAACUUGACCUAGGAUGGGGUAGUUGUUGACACGUGCUAACCAUUGAAAAUAACUUGUACGGAUGAAAUCGAUCAAUCUUUUUGGCGCCGCUGCCAGGGAACCUUGGUAACUAGUAGAAAACCAUUGAGUUGUUAGUUUAGUCCUUAUCCUAUAUUUUAUUAUUGUUAGUAGAAAUUAUUUCGUUAUGCAUUUCCCUUUUUGUGCCUUGUUUUCAUCCACUUUUCCCCCCGAAGAGUGGGUUGUGUUUGUCUGAUCUUUCCUUUAAAUUUUUGUGAUUAUAGCUUCUGAAUAAUGGACCCUUAUGACUGCACCAAAGUGCGGGGGUAUUCACCACUAGCUAGAGAUGACUAAUCCGAAGCUUCAUGGAACGAUCAAGAUGGAGGAAGUCAACGAUUCAUAUUCUUUUAUUCGCCUUCCUUCCAAGAAGUAAAAAUUUAUUGAUGUGAUCCCGCUCAGAAGCAAAUACGCGGCCAAGCAUGGAAAAUACCCGACCGGGUAUUUUAGUAGGGAGACCGGGUAUUUUGGGGCUGUUACCAAGAAUCUGUUCAGAAGACAGUUAAUCUCAUGGCCUCAUCUCACGACCGUGAGAUAGGGACUGGUUACUCCAAAUUUCGGGUUUUCUUAUUUUUGUUAUUUUUUAAUUGUCCAGACCAAUAUAAAGGCUGAGAUUCGGGUUUUGGGGUUGGUUUUUAAGUAAAAUAUUGAUUUUUACCUUGGAUUUGAGCCUGAGGCUUGAUCUUUUCUCUGUAUCAAUCAAGUUUUCCCCUUGAUUGUGGUUGAGAUUCUACCUUUCUAUAUUGAUUGAGCCUUCUCCCGAUAUCGUAUUGAGAUUGCACUUUCAAUUCCAUCCUAUCCUUAUCGUUUUAUCCAUGUUCUAGGAUCCGUGCUCGUAUCAGGUGGUAUCAAAGCUCCGGUUCAACACAAUGGCAAGAGGUAUUGUCUUUUCGUUUCACAGUUAAAAAAAAAUGUUUGAGAUUUGCAGUACUAUUCACGGUACUGUUAAUUGGAAAAAAAAAAAAUUGUUCAUCAGCCACAAAGCUGAACGUGGGUUGGAAAAAAAUAUCUUGGAUUUUGGUUUGUGUAUUUGUGGUUCAAACCAUGGAGCAAAACAUUGAAGACGCUAUGAGAGAGCUAUUAGCACAUAUGGCUUAGGUGGGGAGCUAUGCUUCAAACCAUGGCUGAACAGAGUUUGAGUUAUGAAAAGGAGCAAGCGAAUCUGGAAGCAGAGAAAUCGUCGAUCAACUGUCCAGAACUACAGAAGGAAGAUGGAGAUUCCUACGAGCUGGUCGCGGUGGAAAAGAAGCCGAUGGUUUAUAGUGAUCCUUUUUAUGUUGAUUUUCUUGCAGAAUCCCACAAGCGUUGAGCUUCGUGACUGCAAAGCAAGAAACGAGGACUGCUGAGCUUGCAAAUUGGGUUCAAGACACUUCUCGAGAGGAGCAUGAGCGUAACGUUUAUUUUUCUAUGGACGAUUGUCUUUUCUAUCACUGGAAGUACAGGAAGAAGAGACAAGAAGACGAUGAACAUUGCUGGAGAACUUUAGAUUAUUUUGUUUGGAAGUCGGGAUGGAAAGCUUUGAGGGCAAAGCUUCUUCAACGAGGAGGGACUGAUGUGAUCCCGUUCAGAAGCAAAUACCCGGCCAAGCAUGGAAAAUACCCGACCGGGUAUUUUAGUAUGGAGACCCUGUAUUUUGGGGCUGAUACCAGGAAUCUGUUCAGAAGACAGUUGAUCUCAUGGCCUCAUCUCACGGCCGUGAGAUCGGGGCAUGAGAUCGGGACUGGUUACUCCAAAUUUCGGGUUUUCUUAUUUUUGUUAAUUUUUAAUUGUCUAGACCUAUAUAAAGGUUGAGAUUCGGGUUUUAGGGUUGGUUUUUUAGCAGAAUAUUGAUUUUUUACCUUGGAUUUGAGCUUGAGGCUUGAUCUUUUCUUAUAUCAAUCAAGUUUUCCCCUUGAUUGUGGUCGAGAUUCUACCCUUCUAUAUUGAUUGAGCCUUCUCCGGAUAUCAUGUUGAGAUUGCACUUUCAAUUCCAUCCUAUCCCUAUCAUUUUAUCCCAGUUCUUUGCUGCGUUACUUUGAUAACUACGAGUACAGGAUCCGUGCUCGUAUAAUUUAUCCUUGGGAAUUACAAGAAUUCUCUCUAUUCAAUGCAGUUAGUCGUCCACAACCGGAAUCAAAAAGCCAUUUAGAGCUUUUGGUGGAGCAGUUCACUCAUAACACAGAAGCGUGCUCCGUUGUGGAAUCUUCAACAACAAUCCCUAUUGACUAUUCUUUACUAUGGAGAACGGAGGAGAUGCUCUGAAAAAUGGAGAGGCUAGGUGAGAUUGUUUAGCAAGAGUGUGCACAACUUGCUAGUGUUUCUCCCUUACCAAACAAGAUGAAGAUGAAGGAUGUAGAGGCUAGCCAAGAAGACUUGGAGAAGCAAAACUGACUCAUCUCGGAGAACUCUCGAGAUAUUGUUAAGCAAGCACGUUCUUUGGAAAUGGAUAACAUUUAGGGAGAAGGAAAGAACGUCGAAAAAGGGAAAGGUCUUGUUCAUUCCUACAUGUAGCCACACUUCAAAGAGAAAGGAACGACGGUUCCAAGUGCAUUUGGUGUCCAACUUACGGUCUCUUAGAAAAGAACCCAUUUUGCGACUCUUUGCCAAAUUGAGGCCACACAGUCCAAUAUCCCUCUUGGUGGAUCUAAUGACGAUCAACCAAGAUUUUAUUACAUGGUGUUGGGCAACGAGAAGAAUAGGAAAAAGAAGAAAAGGUCUUGUGGGGGAAUACUAAAACCUCGCCAAGUCCAUGUGUCGGCUACUCAUUUAUGACAUUCAAGACUCGUGACUUGAGGCAUCGACUCAUAGAAGAGAAUCUCAACUUCAAGGAGGUUCUAAGCUGGACCGAGAACUUGAAGAUGAUGGCCCGGUGAAACAAACUAAAAAGACACGC
Messenger RNA from Linum trigynum, 3122 nucleotides. NCBI's taxonomy places the organism in Eukaryota, Viridiplantae, Streptophyta, Magnoliopsida, Malpighiales, Linaceae. The record is from the annotation of a GenBank genome assembly.